Messenger RNA from Fonsecaea nubica, 1239 nucleotides. RefSeq lists its product as hypothetical. The transcript has 2 exons. Lineage: Eukaryota; Fungi; Ascomycota; Eurotiomycetes; Chaetothyriales; Herpotrichiellaceae. Bases 1 to 1239 code for a protein of 412 amino acids. Gene Ontology annotation, biological process: proteolysis. The record is from RefSeq and is a predicted model, not a curated record.
AUGGGCGACGCUGGUCCUUUGACGCCAGACCCGCUCCACCAUGACGGCAGUGCUGGAGACAAUGGUCGCGUUGAAGCAGAUGGUGCGCCUCCCUUGAGGGAGGUCAAGGUUCUUGUUACAGGUUUCGGCCCAUUUAAAUCUUUCCUGAUAAAUCCCUCGUGGUUAAUCGCCUCGGCCCUGCCCGAGGAGCUUUAUCCCUCACCAUCGACCGACACUCCGCAUAAAUCACCAGACUACAAGAUCAAAUUGAUCGUUCAUCCCUCCGCCGUCCGGGUCUCGUACUCGACCGUCUCCACCACCGUACCCACCCUCAUCGCGACCCAUAAUCCCGAUUUCAUCCUGCACAUUGGUAUGGCCGGCGGACGUGACUGCUACUCCCUCGAGAUCCGCGGACACAGGGACAACUACCGCAUAAAGGACGUGGACGACUGCGAUGGCUUCACCUGGGGGGAGAACCGGUGGAGGACCGAGGGGAUCCCAGAGGUGCUAUAUGUCGCAUGGGAUGAGGUCGACGUGCUUAGUCGGUGGGAGGACGGUGUAGAGAGGGGACUGAGAGAGCGAGGAUUCUUGGGCACGGGAGAGAUGGACAAGGCAUUGGCGGACUCUGGAAAGGGGGUGAACGAGGCUGAGACGCCCACCAGCGCCACACGAGCGGUUCCGAUCACGCCCAUCGGACUCGGACGAGCAAACGUGCCCAGGAAUCUGAUGUGGGGGACAAGUAACAUGCCCGUGUCGUCGACCAAGGCGGACGAGCAUCGGAGAAAAGCCGUGGUCAAGUUGUCUUGCGACGCCGGCCGGUUCCUCUGCGAGUACGCCCUGUUUGAGAGCUUGAGUCGGAGAUGGCUGGAGGGGCAGAGACGAGGAGAUUGGCAAGCCACGAGCCACAAGAAGGCAACCGACGCGGUGUCCUCGUCAGCUUCACCCGAGGUGGUGAGCAACAACAACGCCUCCUCGUCCUCUGUUUCAGAUCCGUCGCGGUCCGACUCAGAAGACGAGGCCACAGAGCGCGUUGGCAAAGUGGCUUUCCUGCACGUGCCGGGCUGGACCGGCGUCGAGGACAUCAAUCGCGGCGUGAUGGUCGCUGAAGAGGCGAUCCGCGCGUUGAUUGGCAGUUGGGAGGACGGGUACAGGCGGAACGGGACUGGUGGGAGGAGGGUGGUGGGCACUCAGGCCCUCUCGUAUACCAAGCAACAUUCCGAGGAAGCUGGUAGGGUCGCAUCAUCAACGUGGAGAGCCUGA